AUGAAUUUAUUAAAAUGUUCCGUCGAUUGUCAAUCACUAGUGCGUUCAGUGCAGGAAAACUGUAAUCCUAAAUAUCCCCAGUAUAGAAACUUUUUAUCGAGACUGAAAACAUUCGAUUCACACCCAUCACGACCGUGCCAAGAUAAAUAUUCACUGGCUGAAUGCGGUUUCACUUAUACUGGGUCAGAUGACUUGGUUCAAUGUUUCUACUGCGGCUUAUUAUUGGGAAAAUGGGAGGAAAAUGACGAAGUGUGGAAGCAACACGCCUUGCACAACCCUAAAUGCGUAUUCGUAGUAUUAUAUAAAGGCAUGCAAUUUAUGUCGGCAUACCGUCGGUUCACUGUUAUAGUAACAAACAGUUGGGCGUACUAA
This is a messenger RNA of Myzus persicae (green peach aphid), 372 nucleotides long. Its product is annotated as death-associated inhibitor of apoptosis 1-like. The record is from RefSeq and is a predicted model, not a curated record. The transcript has a single exon. Gene Ontology annotation, cellular component: nucleus; spindle microtubule; cytoplasm. Lineage: Eukaryota; Metazoa; Arthropoda; Insecta; Hemiptera; Aphididae. Gene Ontology annotation, biological process: regulation of cell cycle. Bases 1 to 372 code for a protein of 123 amino acids.